GCAAUAUGGUUUGGAUGGACAACAUCAUGGACUUCUGGGAGGAUGUCCUGCAAAUGGAGGCUGAUGAAAUCACAAGAAAACUGAAGCAGUGGGCAUGCAUGUCAGGUUGUAGAGCUAUUGUUAAGAGAUGUGACAUACGCAUCAACUACACAAACUUUGGUAUUGCUAUGAAAGAGAAGCUUGGGGUUGACAUAAGGGGGUGGCCUGAGGAUGUUCCAUUUCAAUCCCCCACCAGCAUCAAUUAUCACAAUGCCCUUCUGAAGCUCUGCAAUGGACUGAAGAAUGGCUCCUGCCUCUGGUUCCACAUGUCCCUGCAUCAACGGGAGGAAUAUAGCGCCCAUCUUGCUGUGUGGCACAAGAAAGGAGAGGUAGUGGGCAAGGCACACAAGAAACACUCUGAUGCUGGGGUACCCCAUAAAUGCAAGGGAAAGGAGAAUGGACACUGA
Messenger RNA from Suillus paluster, 446 nucleotides. RefSeq lists its product as uncharacterized. NCBI's taxonomy places the organism in Eukaryota, Fungi, Basidiomycota, Agaricomycetes, Boletales, Suillaceae. The record is from RefSeq and is a predicted model, not a curated record. The transcript is spliced from 2 exons. The annotation marks the transcript as partial.